Messenger RNA from Sphenostylis stenocarpa, 1803 nucleotides. NCBI's taxonomy places the organism in Eukaryota, Viridiplantae, Streptophyta, Magnoliopsida, Fabales, Fabaceae. The record is from the annotation of a GenBank genome assembly.
AUGGAGCCAAACCAUAUUCUGUCAUUGUGGACCACCACAACUGAUCCCGAACAUGUGAAGGUCAUUCAGUGGGAGGACUUCCAGCACGAUCUUGCGAGAUUGGCGAGUCUCUCUUGCGCAGUUGACGAAGCCAAGGAAAAGAAGCGCAACCUUCACGACCAGCUCCUUUCUCUCAUCCAGGGCAAGCGUGUUCGGUAUCCUGGAGAAUCUGAGCUCGAUUGGGGAAUGAAGUAUUAUUUUGGGUUUGAUUUGGAAAUUAUUGGCGAAAUGAAGGAGAGAGACGAAAAGGUGGUGUUAAAUAGCUCUCAACUGGCCAAACCAUGGCACUCUGGUGGAGUUUAUGGCCUACUCAUAAUUGCAGAAUGCUGGCACACUAUUUUCAGGUCUAUACGCUGUUCACAUAAAGGAGGGUGGUCUCUUGGCCCAGAGCUUUCAAAUGCAUUUCCAACCAACCAUCAAUCUGUAUCUGUGGAACUCUGGCAGACUGUUCUGUGGUCUCUACUUUGUUCCCAUCCUCUGGGUCUGUUCUGUUCAAGUCAAAGAGGGUUGUUAGAUAUAUUUGAGCUUGUCAAUGCUGAAUCAUUACAUCGAUUGAAUGAACUUGAGGAGCUGCGUCAGAAAUUGGAAUCUAAGAAAAUGAAGAUGGAGAAUUUGUCUAUACGUUGUAGGCUGGCAAAGGAAGACGCUAGCAAGCAGGAGGAGCGGCUUAGUGGUGCAGUGCAAUCACUUUUGGUGGCAGGGGGUACUCUUUCUGUAUCCAGCAGAAAUCUCCAGUUGGGAGGGUAUACAUGGAUUGAACUCUUCCAUAUCUGUAUGAUUGUGGUUGACAUUUUGAGUGAGAUGUAUGGAAUAGCAUUGAAGAGUCUUGUAGUCUAUGAAACACUAAUACUUCUGUUUGCUCAUGUCUAUGUAUCUGAUGUGUAUCCAAUUUUGGAAUCAAGCAGAUCACUCUCUGAAGAAAAUGGUUAUGUUCAUCUGAAAAAAUUGCAAAAAAUGCUGAGGAGAAGGCAACAACAUAUGACAUCUCAAAUUUCAGUGCUCUAUCCUGUGAAGAUCACGGUUGGACCAGCACAAGAGCAAGAGCUUGAAGCAUAUCCUAUGGGUACCCUGGCAGAAACUGCAUCUCCUCCACUACCACCUUGCACCACUCCACCCAAUGUUCCCUUGCCAGACGUGCCAGCUGUGGCAUUUGUUUUUCUUCACCCAAGCCAGGGUAUAGCCAAAGGGACUGCUGCUGGACUUAGACCUGUUAAUCAAGGAUCCUUAACAAUUCAUGGUCUGCAUUUGGAUGUGUUAUCUUUUAGGAAGAUGAGCUUUUUCCCUGAUAAAAAAGAAAUCCAGGGGUCUUCUACUGCCCUAGGAUAUGUUGCACAUGCUGUUUCACUUAUAGCUUCUUACUUGCAAGUUCCUUUGCGAUAUCCUUUACGGUUGUGUGGUUCUCAUUCAUAUAUUGUUGACAAUGCACCUUCAACAGAGCUAACAUCUGAAGCUUCAUCAAAUAAAAACAUAAAUGCCAAACAUGUGGAAUUCCCCCUUUUUUUAGAAGGUCAAGACACAACAAGAUCAGCUUAUGCUGUAUUCUUACUAAACAAGUAUUCAAUUGCUUUUUUGGGACUUUGCUCCAACUUGUACAUGCUGGUUGAUUCAGAAAUUAUUUUGACCAUGAGAAUAAAGCCUACUGAUUUAGAACAGCUUUUGAAUUUCAUCGAUGCCAAGAGUUUGGGACCACGCCAUGUACUUGCUAAUUUAAGGGAGCUUUUGAAGAUUAUCCAGUCUCCAGCUUUUAUAGACAACUUGACCUAG